AUGGCCAAGCUCAGCCGGAAAAAGAAACACAACAAACGCUGCAGCAAGAAGAAAACAUCCGCCUGGAUGGACCUCGAAGAGGCCCCGACGCUGAAGGUCAUGCCAGACGACCCCGAUGAAGACGCCCCACCCAAGCAAAAGCCUGCAGUGCCAAUCUACACAGAGGAGCGAGUGCUCGAGAUUCAGGACCCCUACGAGCAGUGGGUCUCCGCGAGGCAGCGAAUUCUGCUGCUCGUGGCCAUCCCCGCACUCCUGCCACCCAUCACACAGACCAUGUACCUGCCCACCAUCAACGAGGUGAUCAAAGACUUGAACACCAACCAAGAGAUGGUGGCCUGGACACUCUCCAUCUUUGCUCUUGGCAAUGCCCUUUUCCCCAUGUCGUGGGGCUCGAUCAGCGACCGAUACGGUCGCCGAACCGUGCUCCUGGCCUGUCUCUCUAUCUUCUUUGCCGCUGCCGCUUUCUCUGCUUGUGCGUGGAGCGUGUACGCACUCAUUUUUGGGCGAAUCGUUCAAUCGCUUGGCCUGUCGGCCGCCGGCGUGGUCGGUGCGGGCUCGCUGGCCGACGUCUAUCCUCCUGCCAUCCGCGGCAAUGCCAUGGGAUGGUACACGGCCACCGUUUUGAUGGGCACCGUCAUCGGUCCGGUCCUGGGCGGGUUUGUGGGCGAAUUCUUUGGGUGGCGAGCCAUUUUCUGGUCGUUGGCCAUCGCCGCUGCCACCUUGAUCGUCGUUAUUUUCUUCUUUCUUCCCGAGACCCUCAACAAGUCCGGCCCAAAGCGAUCGGCCAACCCGAUCCACACUCUCAAGUUCUUCCUCCACCCUCCACUCCUCGUCUUGUUCGUCCUGGGAGGAGCUGUAGGCGGCUGUAUGCUUCUCAUUCUCUUCAUCUUUCCGAUUCAAAUGAACAACCUCUACGGCUUGAACGACUUCGAGAUCGGACUGGCCUACGUGCCAUUCGGCCUGGGCACCGUCCUGGGCACCCUUUUGGGCGGCAAGGCGGCCGAUCUGUGCUUUCGGUACAAAGGCCUGGGCGGGCGACUCGUGCCGGCACUGCUCGGCGCGUUGGGCAUGAUCGCGGCCCUCAUGGUCUUUGCAUGGACGAUCGAGUGGACGUUUUGGCUGUGCAUGGUCUCGCUCUUCAUGGUGGGCUUCUUCCUCACCUUCACGCGACCAGGCUUCACCACCUUCGCGAUCGAGCAGAGGCCCCGAGGAGCGGCCAGCGUGCAGGCGUGCUUCUAUUCGUUCCACAACCUGUGCGGCUUCGUGGUGCUCAAUGCGGGUCCGAUCAUCAUCGAGAAGACGUCGAUCCGGUGGGCCUUCUCCGGCUACUCGCUGCUCAUCGUCGCCAUCUGCGUGCCGCUCUUCUUCCUCCUGUGCUCCUGGACCGGCAUCUACAAGGUCGAGGACAUGGGCAAGUCCAAUAGCAGCGGUAGCGGCAGCUCCAGCGACGAGCUGGUGCUGUCCGAGACAACACCAUUGAAACAGGUCGUCGUGCACGUCGCGCCUAGCCGAUGA
Acanthamoeba castellanii str. Neff is the source of this 1515-nucleotide messenger RNA. Its product is annotated as transporter, major facilitator family protein. Gene Ontology annotation, molecular function: transmembrane transporter activity. The record is from RefSeq and is a predicted model, not a curated record. Gene Ontology annotation, biological process: transmembrane transport. The transcript is spliced from 13 exons. The coding region runs from base 1 to 1515 and encodes 504 amino acids. NCBI's taxonomy places the organism in Eukaryota, Discosea, Longamoebia, Acanthamoebidae.